Messenger RNA from Vicia villosa (hairy vetch), 732 nucleotides. RefSeq names its product putative F-box/FBD/LRR-repeat protein At5g22670. Lineage: Eukaryota; Viridiplantae; Streptophyta; Magnoliopsida; Fabales; Fabaceae. The record is from RefSeq and is a predicted model, not a curated record. The transcript is spliced from 3 exons. Bases 1 to 732 code for a protein of 243 amino acids.
AUGGACAAACCUUUACACAUUGUUUUAAAAUCAUUGGAAAAGUUUGAAAUAAAAAACUGCUCUUGGCUAAGUGCUCAUGAUGUCACGAUUGAAGCACCUCUACUUCAGAGUGUUUUAAUAGUACAAGACCGUGAGUCAGUAACUCGUGAGCCACGUAGCUGCACAAUCAAAUUUUCUGAUUCAUGUAUGAAAGAAUUCACUUAUGAAGGAUAUGGUAGUAUAUCACAGUCCAUUGUUCUGUCAAAUCCAUCUGCCGCCCGGUACGCUUCUGUUAAGAUUAUGUUGCAUAGGGAUGGGAGUUAUGUUCAGGAAACUGGAUCACGCACUUGUCUCCUUCUCAAACAAUUUAGUCAAGCAAAGCGUAUCGAAUUUCACGAAUCAGAGGUUCUCACUCAACCAAAUAUGAUUGCUCUACCAAGAUUUGCAAUGUUGAGCCAUUUGGAUCUUGGCGUUAUUACUGGUGAUGUUCUGUUGAGCUUGCUUCAAAAGUCUCCUAUUCUCAACACUCUAGUUUUAAAGGAAAUAUCAAAAUUCGACCAAGAGCUUCUGAAUUCUGCUGCUGUGCCCGAGUGUUUGGCAUCAAGUCUCCAAGUUGUGAAAUUUGGAAGGGUCUAUGGAUCCGAGCAUGAGUUGUUUUUGGCUAAAUAUUUUAUGGAAAAUGGCGCAGUGCUUGAGAGGUUGUACGGUUUUAAGAAAGGAGUCUCUUUUGCUAUACUUGAAUUUUAUCAUUAG